UGUGACAGAAGAGCGUACGUGUCGGAAGAUGCAACGAUGGUUUCUGGGUUGUGUCUGUCUGUUUGUCCUGGUGAGAGGAGAAGACUUUCCGUCCCUGAUCACCGCCAACGCUUCCAUAGCGGUGGUGCUAGAUCGUCAGUACCUGGGCGAUCAGUACCAGGUGGUGCUGGACGAGCUGAAAGACUACAUCAAGGAGCUGGCUCGCGUCCACUUGCAUCACGGUGGCGUCGUUGUGCACUACUACUCCUGGACUGCCAUCAGUCUCAAGAAAGGUUUUCUGGCAAUAUUCAGCAUAGCCUCUUGUGAGGACACUUGGGAGCUGUUCUCCCGCACUGAAGAGGAGGAGCUACUGCUGUUCGCGCUGACUGAGGUGGACUGCCCUCGCCUGCCAGCCCACUCCGCCAUCACGGUCACCUACACGGAGCCUGGCCAGGAGUUGCCGCAGCUUCUGCUGGAUCUCAGGACUAUGAACGCGUUCAAGUGGAAAUCUGCUGUCAUUCUUCAUGAUGAUACGUUGAAUCGCGACAUGAUAUCCCGCGUGGUGCAGUCCCUGACCUCCCGUAUAGACGACGAGAGCGCGCGAUCAGUCUCCGUCACUGUCUUCAAGAUGAAACACGAGAUCAACGAGUAUCUUAGAAGGAAAGAGAUGUACAGAGUUUUGUCCAAACUGCCCACUAAGUACAUUGGUGAAAACUUCAUAGCGAUCGUGACGUCAGACGUGAUGACGACAAUGGCAGACACGGCUCGCGAGCUGUUCAUGUCGCACACUCUGGCGCAGUGGCUCUACGUCGUCUCCGACACGGACAUGCGCAAUGGCAACCUCUCUAGUGUCAUCAAUGCGCUGUACGAGGGCGAGAAUGUCGCGUAUAUCUACAAUAUCACGGAUAAUGAUCCACAGUGCAAGAACGGCCUAAUGUGCUAUUGCCAAGAGAUGAUGGAAGCCUUCAUAUUUGCAUUAAACGCGGCGGUACAAGACGAGUUCGAAGCAGCCGCUCAGGUGUCUGAUGAGGAGUGGGAAGCCAUCAGGUCCACCAAGUUGCAGAGGAGAGAUAUGCUGCUGAAACAUAUGCAGCAACACAUACUGACGCGGAGUUCCUGUGGCAACUGCAGCACGUGGCGUGCCCUCGCGGCCGACACGUGGGGUGCCACCUACCGCGGCUUCUCCGACAACCCUGACCAGACCAUCGACAAGGACAGCAACUCCAGCACUGGUAUCAUUGAACAUAUCGAGCUUUUGGACGUGGGUUAUUGGCGGCCUAUAGAUGGUAUUAGAUUUGCAGAUGUCCUUUUUCCACAUGUUGAGCACGGAUUCAGGGGGAAGGAGCUGCCAGUUAUUACCUUUCAUAACCCGCCGUGGACGAUACUACAAACUAACGAGACGGGGGCCAUUGUCAACUACAGUGGCCUGAUCUUCGAUAUAGUCAAUCAACUAGCUAAGAAUAAGAAUUUCACGAUCAAAAUUCUGUUGCCAGGUAACGUGAAACAUGAUUUCGUCAACAACGAUACAAGUAAAGAUAUGAUGCACAGUCAUAGUGCAAUGUUGACUCUCCAGGCAGUCUCCAGAGGUCAGGCGGCCAUAGGAGCGGCGCCUUUCACAGUCCUACCCGAUCCCAUGCCAGGUAUAAAUUACACACUGUCCGUGAGUACGCAACCGUACUCCUUCAUGGUCGCUCGUCCAAGGGAGCUGAGCAGAGCCAUGUUGUUCCUGUUACCGUUUACCACUGAUACAUGGCUUUGCCUGGGUUUAGCAGUAAUAUUGAUGGGUCCGAUCCUGUACGUCGUGCACCGCCUGAGCCCAUACUACGAGGCCAUGGAGAUCACCAGGCAAGGCGGGCUGGCCACCAUACACAACUGUCUGUGGUACAUCUACGGCGCGCUUUUACAACAAGGUGGUAUGUACCUCCCCCGCGCGGACAGCGGCCGCUUGGUGGUCGGCACGUGGUGGCUGGUGGUACUGGUGGUGGUAACCACCUACUCCGGUAACCUGGUGGCGUUCCUCACCUUCCCGAAACAAGAGAUCCCCGUCACCACAGUCGGAGAGCUGCUGGAAAACGCAGGUCUUUACACCUGGUCUAUCUACAAGGGAUCUUAUUUGGCGAUGGAGCUUAAGAAUACCGAGGAGCCAAAAUACAUCAGUCUCUAUAAAGGGGCUGAAAUUGUUAACCCAACAGGCGGAACUGAAGGAACUAUGAAUGCUGGCGCACAGCUCUUGGAGCGCGUGCGCAACCAGCGUCACGUGAUCAUUGACUGGAAGCUGCGGCUCGGAUAUCUGAUGAGAGCUGCUCAUCUCGCCACUGACACCUGUGACUUUGCGCUUAGUGCUGAAGAGUUUCUUCCGGAGCAGGUGGCGAUGAUAGUGCCAUCAGGGAGUCCGUACCUUACUGUUCUUAAUAAAGAGAUAAACCGCAUGCAGAAGGCAGGUCUGAUCACCAAGUGGCUGUCAGCGUACCUGCCUCGCCGCGACCAGUGCUGGAAGACCUCGUCGGUCGCUCAGGAGGUCAACAACCAUACCGUCAACCUCAGCGACAUGCAGGGGUCUUUCUUUGUUCUGUUUCUUGGAUUUUUCUCAGCUUCAUCGGUUCUGCUUAUUGAAUGGCUCUACCACCGCAGAAAGAGACAGAGUGACGAUAUUGUUAUUAAACCUUACGUCGAAUAA
Messenger RNA from Pectinophora gossypiella (pink bollworm), 2656 nucleotides. It is a transcript of the gene Ir93a, whose product is annotated as ionotropic receptor 93a. Lineage: Eukaryota; Metazoa; Arthropoda; Insecta; Lepidoptera; Gelechiidae. Gene Ontology annotation, biological process: monoatomic ion transport. Gene Ontology annotation, molecular function: signaling receptor activity; ligand-gated monoatomic ion channel activity. The coding region runs from base 29 to 2656 and encodes 875 amino acids. The transcript is spliced from 19 exons. The record is from RefSeq and is a predicted model, not a curated record. Gene Ontology annotation, cellular component: membrane.